AUGCCGGGCUGCGUGGCACGGGGUCGGGUCCGAGACUCGAUCGCCUCCCUCCCCGUCGUGGAGGCCACAGAGGACGUCAUCCCGGACAACGCGCUGUGGGCGGCGCUGGUGGCCCUCGGCAUGCUGUGCUCCAUCUGCCGGUACGAGGACAAGCACGACGGCCACGAGGGCGUCAGCCUCAGCAGCUCCAACAAGCCCAAGGUGGAGCUGAGCGACGACGUCGUGGAGGAGGUGAAGGGCUUGCCCCGGAGCAUCGGCCUCCCUUACUUCCAGGUCUCGAAGCGGAUGGGCCGGCCGAUCCCCCAUCUUACCUUUGUAGACCAGUCGAGCUACAACGUCAAGAUCCGCGACCACAACUCAACGCACCCGUACGUGGCCCGCUUCGACAACAUGGACAUGAGGUGGCCCAUGUUCGGCGACCAGGCCGAGAUGGCAUUCCUCAAGGGCGUGGCAGACACCUCUGCCAGCUUCCAGCACGGGCCGGACGCCAUCGCGGCGUGCCAGGAGUGUGUCAUGAACAGGGACGUCGAGGGCCUGUUGAGGGAGAUGAUCAGACUGAAGGAGAUCCUGGAGAUGAUGCCCAACGCUUUUCACACCAUCAGCCCCAACCCCAUGUCGGGGGACAACUACGUCCCGGCCAACGAGUGGGUGCGCUGGGCCAAGUUCUCGGCUCCCCUGUCGAAGCGGUGUCCAGCCUCGAGCGGGCUUCAGUUUCCACCUUACCUGCUCAUGGACGCCUUCCUCGGGCGCAAGAAGUACGACUCCUUCUUGGGCGCGGAAGGGAUCCACCUCCGGGCCUGGGAGCCCUCAAACCUGCGGGCCUUCAUCGCCGCAGUGGAGGGCUACUACUCCGUGCCCGAGUUCGUCAUGAAAUCCGGCGACCCGAGGCUGAUGGGCGUGCUGGACGGCAUCGUCGAGGCCUACACGGGCGAGAGGGGCUUCAUGGGCGUGCACAGGUACAAGGUGUUUGGCAUCCUCGAGGUCGCGGGCAAGACGGGCCGCACGGAGACCAACAGCGCGUCCGGGGCUGCCGACGCAGGCCGUCCCUGGGAGGAGACGCACAAGCAGUUUUCCGAGGCCAUGAAGGAGCGGCUGGAGCCGUACCGCACCGACGUCUCGAUCGAGCCGCAUCAGAUGCGCGGCAGCUUUGCCGAGUGCAGGUACAAGGCCAAGGUCCUGGGGAGGUCGUUUGUCGACAACGACCCGGACCGGGGCAUCGCCAUGGUGACGCUGGAUAUUCAGGAUACUGGCAUCACGUUCCAGCCUGGUGACCGGCUCGCGGUGAUGCCUCUCAACAGCUGGGAAGAAUGCGCCAAGGUCGCCGCCUCGCUUGGGCUGGACGAGAUGCUCAACGUCCAGGUCCCCGUUAACAAGGAAUGGGCCAGGUUCGCCGACCACCUGGGAUCCGUAUCCAGGUCUCCGAGGGGGCCCAUCACCGUCCAGGACAUCCUGCGAAGGGGUCACCUCGCACCACUUACCCAGGAGCUCGUUCUUAGGAUCCACUCGAUGCUGAGGGCGUCGUCCAACACCGCGCUGCAGGUCCUGGCCACCGACGAGUGGCCGGUACGAGGAUCUCUGGGGGACCUGCUCCAGUCUGCCGUGCAAGACACACAGCCAGCGGUCUGGGACUCGGCCUUCAACCUGCAUGACCUCUCAUGGCUGUGUGAGCUCGUGCCGGUUGAAGUGCCGCGCACAUAUUCCAUUUCUAGCUUCCCCGACGAGCUUCUCCCCAGCACUGUCGACCUGAGCGUCUCCCGGUCUGAGUAUAUGCUCAGCUCGACGUUCGCUGGUGAAGCCAAGAUCAAGAGGUGUGGUGUCAGCAGUGGGUUCCUCAAUCCCGUCGUCGCCUCCAACGACGAGAUGAUCCCCAUCGAGGAGGAUGUACUCAUUGGCGUGUCGCGUCCUCAGGCAUUCCAGCUCCCGUUGAGCGGUGCAUCUCCUUGUGCCUUCUUCGCCGGUGGUAGUGGAAUCGCGCCUUUCCGUAGCUUCUGGCAGUCCCGUAUCCAGAGCGGCGCAGUUGGCCGCAACAUUCUGUAUCUCGGUAUCCAGUCACGGGAUAAGUUCUGCUAUGAACACGAGCUCCGCCAAAACGUCAGCGAGGGACAGAUGGAGGUCCACGUGGCUUUCUCCCGUGACUCGAGGGGCCUGGCCAUGCAGGGCCGUGAGCUGGUUGAAAAGACCACGCCGCCCCGGUACAUCGACACAUUGAUUACCGAGCAGGGCUCGACCAUCUGCGAUCUGGUCAUGAGCAAGAAACACGGCGGGCUGGGCGGUUACCUGUACGUGUGUGGAUCUGUGGCAGUGUUCGACUCCGUCAUGAAGGGUAUAAGGCAGGCCAUUUACAACCACCGCACGUCGACGCUGGACUCGGCAGAGGAGCUCAUCAACGCGGCGUUUGCGGAGCGCCGGUUCAUGCUGGACGUCUUCAUGACGCCCAAACCACUCCCGUGCAACCUCCCUACCAUCCCGCUCUCCCAGCUUGCCCUCAACACAGGCCACAGGGGUGCGUCGAGGAUCUGGAUCGGCGUGCACGGCAAGGUGUACGACGUGACAGACUUCUGCCCGAUGCAUCCAGGCGGAACUCUGAUCAUCAAGUCCAAUGCUGGAGUCGACUGCUCGGCGUCCUUCGACAACCUCGCACAUACCACCAACCCAGAGGUGUCGUCGCUUCUGACCAAGUAUUUCAUCGGCCACCUCACGCCCAAGCCGGACUUCCACGGCAACGAUGACCUGGACAUGCUGUACGAGCUGUGGUCAUCAUACCUCAGGACCAACGUCGAGACCCUCGUGGCGCACCAGAUGGAGAUGAACGCCAUGAUCACAAACCAGACCCUAGACCCAUCCAAGUGGUGGUACCAGGGGCCGGGACUCCUGAACAUCAAGGGCGUGCGGUCCUUUUACCAGUACCAAUCCCGCCUCCUGCAGACCGGAUUCAGUGCGCUGUUCGGCUCCAAGUUCCAGGAGCUCAUCCUCAAGCUGUCCUUCAGCCUCGCCAACGCAUCCUCGGCAGGACCGUCGACCAACCUGCCCGACGUCCUGGGCGUCGUGGCCCGGGCAAAGACAUCAGGCAGCGCGAUCAAGACCUCCAAGGAGAUCGCCCGGGUGGGCGAGUUCGUAGGCAACAGCGAGGAAGCCCGCUUCCACGAGCGCGGCAUCAUCGACUACGCCAGCAAGUCGGUGGAGAUGGACAUCAGCCUGCUGGAGGACGUGCGGGCCGAGGCCUGCGCGGGCAUGGACGCCUUCGACGCGCUCAUGAGCCAGGACGCGGACUCGCCCGAGGAGAGGGUCGUCGCGCUGGCGACGUUCCUGAUGCAGCUGCUCGAGCGCGUGGCCAAGCGCCUCGAGAUCUUCUACGCCAACCUCGCGCAGUACUCUGUCUACCAGCCCACCAUCGAGCGGAACCCGGCCCGCACGCGCUGGAGGCUGGUCCGGUCGAGCGUCAGGGACGGCUCCUUCUUCGUGCUCACGCAGAACCUGAGCAUGAACAGCGCCGCCGCCGCUGCCUCGUCGUCGUCGUCACACGUGCCGGCGCCGGCACGGCCGGCCUUCCAGACCAACAUCGACUUUGACCACGUCAUGAGCCAGGUGCGCCAGGGCCUGGGCGCACACCUCCCCCAGAUCCAGCAGCAGCAGCAGCAGCAGCAGAACAGGGCGACGCCCAGCGCGAUAGACGCGGCGCGCGGACGAGCGCCACCCGACGCGACCAGCGCGCUCGAGUCACACGAGAACGGCAGCGCCCUCAGCCGGAUGAGCUCCUUCAUCGACAAGAACAUGCGGUCGAUCCGGCGGCUAUCGAGGAUGCCGGCCGUCCUGCCGCCCAGCCUGUCAGGCCUCGCAGAGGGCGGCCAUCAGGUGCCACACGGACUGGGCAUCGCGGGCAUGCCGUCCGGGGGCGGGCUGAUGCACCUCACGCCGCCGAGCAGCAGGGGCUCCAGCGUCGACGGGCGCGACGCCCGCGGGCGGAUGGUGAUGAUGGGCGGGGUGGGCGGCGGCCCGGGGCCCAGCAUGCCGCCGUCGCCGCCGAUGGACGCGGCGACGGCCAUCACGGCCAUGAUGGGCAAGUUCCACGGGCGCAAGAGGAGCAACGUGUCUGCGACGGGGGGGCCGGCGAGUCCGCCCAUGCAGCGGAGCACCAUGGCUGGUCCGCCGAUGAGCCCUGGUGGUACUCAUGUGAUGAUGAGGUCGAGGGCGCCGUCUAUGCAGAGUGUCAGGGCUGGAUCGUUAAAGUCUUUUAAGCUGAGUGAGAGGGUGCAUUCUUAUGGACAACAAGAGAAGAGGGUUGCGCCGACGUUUUGAUGUGAUCUUUGGGUUG
Diaporthe batatas is the source of this 4312-nucleotide messenger RNA. RefSeq lists its product as uncharacterized. The transcript has a single exon. Gene Ontology annotation, cellular component: cytosol. Gene Ontology annotation, molecular function: NADPH-hemoprotein reductase activity; FMN binding; metal ion binding. Lineage: Eukaryota; Fungi; Ascomycota; Sordariomycetes; Diaporthales; Diaporthaceae. The record is from RefSeq and is a predicted model, not a curated record. The coding region runs from base 1 to 4296 and encodes 1431 amino acids.